UCUCUCCAGGAGGGAGGUGCUUACUCAAGUCGAAACUGUGACAAAGUUACUGUAACCCACUUGGAGACGUGAACAGGAGCUGUGGAUGAUUUCUGAUGACAGAUGGACCGAGAAGAGAAAGAGACAGACAGUGAAGUCAGUCAGUGAAUAUCAGCUGCAUAGCACCUCUUAAAAGAUGCCCAUUUGCUCCAGGAUGGAUCAGGCACUUCCCAGCCGGGGCUCCGGAGCUUCAGACCAACACGAACCAGACAGCGAGGAGCUGCAGCUCCGAGUGGACUUCUUCAGGAAGCUGGGUUACUCUUCAGAGGGGGUGAAGGCUGCUCUGAGAAAGCUGGGCCUGAACACAGACACUAACUCGGUGCUGGGAGAGCUGGUUCAAAGCGGGACCAGCGGCGCUGACAGCGAAGAGCGGAGCACGGGCCAAAGCGACCCUCUGAUGCCCCCCAGUUGGGCCCCCGGACCCGGCAGAAACACACCACAAGUCCAGGACUGGAAGACUGCGGAUGCAAUAUUGAGGCCAAUUGUUAUUGACGGCAGCAAUGUUGCAAUGAGUCAUGGCAACAAGGAAGUGUUCUCAUGUCGAGGCCUCCAACUGGCGGUUAACUUCUUCCUGGACAGGGGUCAUAAAAACAUCACUGUGUUUGUUCCCACCUGGCGUAAAGAGCAGCCCCGACCUGAUGCACCCAUAACAGAUCAACACAUCCUUGCGGAGCUCGAAAAACGUAAAAUAGUGGUCUUCACUCCAUCACGGCGUGUUGGCGGUAAGCGAGUGGUUUGCUAUGACGACCGCUUUAUCGUCAAGUUGGCGUACGAGUCAGAGGGAGUGAUCGUAUCCAAUGACACCUACCGUGACCUCCAAGGAGAACGACCAGAGUGGAAGAGAUGCAUCGAGGAGAGGCUCCUCAUGUAUUCCUUCGUCAAUGACAAGUUCAUGCCCCCAGAUGACCCUCUUGGCCGCCAUGGCCCCAGUCUUGAAAACUUUCUGAGGACAAAGCCACUGCCUACAGAGCAAAAGAGGCAGCUCUGCCCUUAUGACAAAAAGUGCACUUACGGCAUCAAAUGUAAGUUCUACCAUCCUGAGCGAAAUAACCAGUCGUACCUGUCCUUGGCUGAUCAACUGAGAGAAAAAGCCCAGAUUUCUACUGUCAAAGAAGAGAGAAAUGCCAGGUCAUCACCCAAGCAAGUUCAGGCUGAUCCUAAACCUACCAAUAAUGCCUGUUCCUAUCUUCAAGACUCAGAGUUCAUAAAAGGGAGAGACCAGCAAAGUUCUUCAUAUCCCAGUCUGGUUAGUGAAAAUGCGCUGCUGUACUGGAAGGACCCUAGAAAGAGUCCAAAUCAUAAGCCAUGUCCGGUAACAGGAAGCCAGUGUCAGAAUGACUGGUCAGGGAUGCACCAACUGGCCAAUCCUUACUACACCAGCAUCUCUCAGGAGUACCUGGAUUCUGGCCUUGGCUCUUUAGAGAGCCAGUAUUCUGACUUUUCACAUUGCAACAAUACCUCCCAAAGGCUCAGGGCCCAGCAGCAGAGUGCCCUCACUGGAUCCUGGCAUACCUCUGUGCCUUUAGAGAAAAAAAACAGCAGCCAAUGCAACAGGUGCUGUUCCCAUGUAGGGUCCUCAGCUCUUCAGCAACAUCAUGGGAACCUGGAGUCAAAGGGUCAAACCAAAUACCACACCUACCCUUCUCACAUGUUCCAGCAUGGUGUACCACACCAGCAAAGCCUCCCAAACCAUCACAAUUACCAUGGGACCCCAAAUCAUCAGGAAAACUACUGGUCAGAUCCAUUUCAGGGGCUGCCCCAAGCCAGGUCAUCAUGUAGCCUGCCGCCCUCGAUCCACUUCUCAAACUCCCACAACUCCUGCUGCUCCUACAAAGACCAUCAGCACCCAUCCUGGGGCCAACAACAAGCUGCCUCUGCUGUGUUUGACCCGCAAAGGUUGGAACUCCGAAAGAAUCUGCAAGCCAUCUUCAACCCAAAUCAGGUGGAUGCAGUCAUGGAGAUGUUUCCACAUCUGAUGGAUGCUGAGAAACUGGCUGCAGAGAUCCUCAACCUGAAGGCUCAGAGAGGGAUAUUCUGAUGAUUUCUCUGAAAAAAUUAUGUCUUGAGCCUCCUUGUUUAGUUGGAUCUAAAAUGAUAUUUGUGUUGAAACAAAAAGCAAAAAGACACUCUCAUAGUAUGUACCAUUGGUUGGUUCCAAAGCCAAUCAUUACUCUGUAAUAUGCCAUUAUAGAAUUGUUAUUUGUUUGGCUUGAGCUAUAUGCAUUUGUAUGACAUUGUCGUCAGUUGUGGCCAUGUCAUCCAUUUUUUGGAUGAAAAAAGCCUCUAGACCAGAAGUAAUCACUGCUGGUUUUCUAGAGUUUUGACAGUUGAUGCAUAUUGUGUCAAAUUUUGUAUAUUUUAAUCCUUGUCCUAAAAUUAGUUCUCAAGCAAACAUGAUUCUCCGUAUAUAUAGUAUAUAAGUUUUACUUUUGCUUUCCCUGUAGUUCUCCUGAACUUUCUGCUGUUCAUUGUAAACUCUGAGAGGUGCACUUACAUUCCCAUCACAUGGGAUUUAGAGUAAAUCCUAACCGAACCAGGAAACUCACAAAAGACUUAGACACAAACCAAGAGUAUUAUUGAUAGUAAUUCAGUUUUUGUUUUGUUAAAAAUUAUCCAUACAAACAUUAUGUAACUCUCUAUAAACUUGUUACUGUUCAAUGAAUGAUUAUUCAAAUGUACCCAGAACUAAGUUCUCAUGAACACUGGUAAUUUAUGGGGUUGUAGAAAAUCCCUUGUAAACAUACACUGUAAAAAGUCAUGUUCAACCUGUAAAGAAGAAAAAGUCACGAAAAAUUAAAAAACUUUUAGAAAUGUUAAA
Labrus bergylta (ballan wrasse) is the source of this 2857-nucleotide messenger RNA. RefSeq names its product endoribonuclease ZC3H12A (gene zc3h12aa). Gene Ontology annotation, cellular component: cytoplasmic ribonucleoprotein granule; nucleus. The record is from RefSeq and is a predicted model, not a curated record. NCBI's taxonomy places the organism in Eukaryota, Metazoa, Chordata, Actinopteri, Labriformes, Labridae. Gene Ontology annotation, molecular function: RNA endonuclease activity; metal ion binding; mRNA binding. Gene Ontology annotation, biological process: 3'-UTR-mediated mRNA destabilization.